Molecule: messenger RNA, 1011 nt
Organism: Echinostoma caproni
Lineage: Eukaryota; Metazoa; Platyhelminthes; Trematoda; Plagiorchiida; Echinostomatidae
Source: the annotation of a GenBank genome assembly
AUGGAGAAUGAAGUGGAUCCUCCGCAGGUGAUUGGAUACGCCCUUGGACAGGCCACUCUAGAAUCCUCCGCGCGAUGCACACUGGGUUUUCGACUUUUCAAAGAGUUGCGUGCUCGACUUCCCAUUGCAUCUGGUCAAGGUUUGGAAUGUGGCAUGACAACUGCAGUGCAUGAAGAAACACAAUCUCUUAUUGAUGGGGGAAUUUUGAAAGAACUGCAGCAUGAAGCUAAUUCUGGUUUUAGAGAUAUGUCCAAAAGUCAGUGUGAAGAAGCCGGAGACAUUCCCAGCCAAACUAAGAGUUCGCAUUCUGAUCGCCCUUUUACAUUAAUGAAGUUUUUGAAUCUCCUGAUUACGCGAUUGAAUCUCCUAGAUUCUUCUGAUGAAUCCACAUGCAUCCCCCCUGCACAACCUUGCAUUGACUUAUGUCAGAUUGUUCUGACAGUGUGCCGUAUGCAAUUGAAUUUUAUGGAAUCCUCACAUUAUGGUUUGGGUUCGUCUCCUAAUGAUGCUGCAUUUGAUUCGUCUGUUCUUGUGCGCCGUGAUUGGAUUGGACUACUUUACAUGGUGAUCGAUUCUUUUUCCCAGGGUUUAUGCUUUUUUAAUUGUUUUCUCACAAGUCUUAACCAACGUGUACUAAACGGAGCUUGGCACCGCACGGGCAGUCUAGAAGACCGUGCCAAAAUUCACGGGGACACUCUUAUUUCGGAUCUGGAUAAUGGGUUUGAUUGUGGAUCUUACCUAUCUAGUCUCAUGAACAAUGUGUUGACCUGUAUGCGUGAGUUACUUCUCGAGGGAAAGGUUCCCCUCAAAAUGAUUCGAUCUGCCAUUUUGGAUACACUAAUGAUCGCCAGUGAGUUAGCUGCAGUAAGUAACAUAACCUAUCCGACAUGGCCUGCGGAAACAUAUGAACUACCCGUUACCGAGUCAGGAUCAACAGAAUCAGAUGGGGACGAAGUGUAUGAAUGCUACCAGAAGUUUCUUUUGGAGACGCAUCAGGUGCCACCAUCGUAG